Messenger RNA from Zootoca vivipara (common lizard), 3698 nucleotides. RefSeq lists its product as uncharacterized. The record is from RefSeq and is a predicted model, not a curated record. NCBI's taxonomy places the organism in Eukaryota, Metazoa, Chordata, Lepidosauria, Squamata, Lacertidae.
AUGACAUUGUCAGCGAGGCAAUGGAGAGAUUUGUUCAACCUUAUAUUCUUGGCAGGCUCUGUCCUCAGACCGACCUCUUCUUCCUUCCUUCAAAAACAAGCAAACAGCCCAAGGGCGCCAGGUCAUUCCGCCGAAAGAAUCGUGGGUGGCAAGGCCUCCUCUGUGGAGCAGGUCGCGCCUGUCUCCAGAUACGGAAACAGCCGCCUUGCGAGUCGCCAAACCGGUACAUCGAGAAUCUGUCCUCGUAUUCUUUGGCAGCCGAAAACUCUCACUGCUCCACGGGCAAAAAGACUCCGGCGAACUCCGAGAGGCUCAACCGCACCCACCGGGUGCGCGGACCCCCGAACCGGCCCCCGAGGAUUGCCAGGGGCCGCCUGGCGCAGCUCCCUGCCCUCGAGGAAGCCUGGCCUGGAGGCGAGCGGCGGAGUGGCGGGCCCCAGGCCUGGUUCGCCCGCGGAGAUUUCGAGCCCGAGCCUCAGCGGUUCGGAGGGGUUCGCCGCACCGGAGGAAGGAGAGGGCGGCCCGCGGGGCAGCGGCGGCGGCACCCUUUGCCAGGAGGGAGCGCCGGGGGAAGAUGACGCCGCUGUCGCCUCGACGACAACCCAGCAAGGACACCGGGUGGUGCCUGAAGACGCGGCGACGAGUGGCGACGAGGAGGACGGCCCGUCCAGAAAGCCCCCAGGGGUCCCCGGGGACGCGCUUGAGCCCGAGCGGCCGGCGUCGGGGUCUGAAGGGGAGUUGGACUGCAUCCUCCCGGCGCCCGGUGGAUCGGAGGAUGCGAAGGGCGCGGCGGGGACGGGCGAGAACGAGCCCAGCGCGUUCCCCGACGGAGAGGAGGAUGCGGAGUCCGAGUGCCCCAUCUGCACAGAGGUUUACGACGGCGACGUCCACCGCCCGUCGCGCCUGAAUUGUGGCCACGAGCUGUGCGCGCGCUGCCUGGGCGCUGUCCUGGAGGCGUCGGGCGCCGCCGAAAUCGGCCGCGCGCGCUGCCCGCUGUGCCGCCAGAAGACGCCGGUGGUGGAGUGGGAGAUCCGGAAGCUGCAGGAGGAGAUGCUUUUGCUGGAGGCGCCGCAGGAAUCGGCGGCCGGGCGCGCGGAAUAUGAGCCCUUGCCCGAACGGCGGCCCGGCGCCUGGGGCCGCCUGGAGCACCGCUUCCAGGUGCGCUUCCGCGCCAGCCGCCCCGAGCACGGCGCCCUGCCCUGCCUGCGCUACCCCCUCGGGAUGGUGCAGGGGCUGGAGCGGCUGGAGCGGCGCAGCCGCUGGCUCUACCGGUUGGUCCUGCUGGUCCUGCUGGCCGCCGAGACGCUCAGCCUGCUGGUCUUCUUCCUGCCGCUGCUGGUGGUCUUCCUGCUCUUCGCCAUCCUGGAGAGGUAGCAGGGAGUUCCGUAGGAUAGGAGAGGAGUGGCUCUCGAACUCGGAUCUUCGUGGGAGGGGGGCGCGGGGGCCUUUCAAAGGGUUGCAGGAUUCGGAGGCAAGGAAGCGCCUUGCACAUGACAAGCAGAAUUCGAACAGGAGAGCGGGAGCGCUUUGCGCAUUGCAAACAGGAUUCGAACUCAAGCCUUUGGUUGAGCAGGAAGCCCUUUGCAGAGCCCGAAACGGAUUCGAAUUGGAGAGUGACUCCGCCCUCUCCCCUCCAGCUGUCGCCAAGGGGGUGCGAAAGUGCUGAGGGAUUGGGCAGUGGAGAUGAGAGAGUGGCCUCCUUCUGGGAGCCGAGAGUGGUGAGGAGGAGAAAAGGAGCCCGAGGGUCAUUUAGCCCAACCUCCUGAGAGACAGACAUCUCCAUCUGAGCAUCCAGAACAGAUGGCCACCCAACCUCUGCUUGGAAACCUCCAAUGGGAUAUUCAAGAAACAGAACUAUAAUGGCUGAGAGUCGUCCUCAUCCCCCUUCUCCUCCAUUAAUUCAUCAACCUCUCCUUUAAAGCCAUCCAAGUCGGUGGCCCAAACUACCUCCUGCAGCCGGGAGUUCCAGGGUUUAGCUAUGGGCCAAGUAAAGGAGGAUUUUCUUUCACCUUUUUGCGGAAUGGAGUCAGCUGGUGUAGCCCUUUGGGGUACCUCCUCCCCCACCCCACUGCUAGGGGGUCGGGGAGACCAUCCUUUCACUGAAGAUUCCUGCCUUGCAGCAGUUUGGGCUCGAUGAUGGAGUCCCCUCAUAUUGUAGCUACCAUUCCAUGUUUUCAUAUCUGUGAUUCUUGCCUUGGUUGAAGACCCUGUGGGCCCCUCCCCGCUCUCUCCUUCUACAAUUCUAAAAUUGGAUAGGAUAAAGACAAUUCUUUUUUUAAAAAAACAAUUUAUUAAAUUUUCAAAUAAACACAUUAGACAAUAACAAAACAUUCAACAACAAACACAACAACACACAAUAAACACAAUUUUUUCUCCUUUUAACAUCUAUUCCAUUAUCUCAAAUUCACUGUGCUCUGCCGAGCUUUGACUUCCCUCCCUCCCCUCAUUCGGUUUUCUUAUCCACUCCUAUCUCGCAGUUCCUUUACUCCCUCUACAUAGAGUCAUUUUGUAGGAUUUAUUUCAAUCCUGCAAGUGUCUUUAAACUUCUACAGUUCCUCUCCAUAUAGUCCACAAAUUUACUCCAGUCUUUUUGGAACUUUGCCUCUCCCUGGUUUCUGAUCCUGGCAGUCAGCCUUGCUAAUUCCGCAUAGUCCAUCAUUUUCAUCUGCCACUCUUCAAUCGUCGGUAACUCCUGAGUUUUCCAUUUUUGGGCUAACAAAGUCCUAGCCGCGGUUGUCGCAUACAUAAAUAAUACUUGGUCUCCUUUUGCAAUCGCCUGACCUAUGUGUCCCAAUAAAAAAGCCUCCGGUUUUUUGGGGAAAGUGUAUUUAAAGAUCUUUUUCAGCUCAUUAUAUAUCAUUUGCCCAAAUCUUUUAAUUUUUUCGCAUGUCCACCACAUAUGAUAAAAUUCACCAUCCUUCUCUUUACAUUUCCAGCAUGUUUUGCUACUUAUCCUAUACAUCUUAGCUAAUUUUACUGGUGUUAAAUACCAUCUAUACAUCAUCUUCAAGACAUUCUCUUUCAGGGCAGUACAUGCAGUAAAUUUCAAUGUUUGAUUCCACAAUUUCAACCAUGCAUCAUAUUCAAUAUUAUACCCAAAAUCUUUUGCUCAUUUUAUCAUCACAUCUUUUGUCAUUUCAUCUUUCAUAUACCAUUCUAACAACAAAUCAUACAUUUUUGACAACAAUUUUGUUCUGCCUUCCAACAAUUCUAUUUGAAAUUUGGACCUUUUAUCUUCAAAACCUAUUUUUUUAUCAUUUGUAAACACAUCAUUUACUUGGUGAUACUGCAACCAUCUAGUCAGAAAUUCUUUUAUUUCAUCAUAGGGUUUCAACUUCCAUCCCUUUUCUGAUUUCAUCAAUAUCUCCUCGUAAGUGGCCCUCUUCCCCUCCAUAUUUAUUUUUUUGACCGUCAACACCUCCACUGGUGAAAUCCACCAUGGGGUCUGAGUUUCUAACAGCGAUUUGUUUCUUUCCCACACCUCAUAUAAGGACCUCCUUAUCACAUGAUUUGUAAAACCUUCAUGAAUUCUUUUUUUGUCGUACCAAAGAUAUGCGUGCCAACCAAAUCUGUUGUCGUAUCCUUCCAAAUCUAAUAAAUCUGUAUUUCCCAAUGUUAUCCAUUCUCUUAACCAACAGAGACAGGGUGCCUCAUAAUAUGUCCGAUAGGAUAAAGACAAUUCAACAGGGUGGGUUGCC